Rotaria socialis is the source of this 426-nucleotide messenger RNA. NCBI's taxonomy places the organism in Eukaryota, Metazoa, Rotifera, Eurotatoria, Philodinida, Philodinidae. The record is from the annotation of a GenBank genome assembly.
AUGGCUGCUAGUAAUGGUUCUUUUAAAUCAGUACCAAAACAAAUGAGCGAUUCAUGGAUUGUUAUCGAUGAUGAAGAUGAAUCGGACUUUGUCGUCGUCGACAAUGUACAUGAUAAGCAGCAGUCCAAUUUAUCUUUAAUUUCAUCGCCAAAAGCUUCACCACAAACGAAGAGACCAUUAGGACAAAAUAAUAGCAAUAAUAAUAAUAAUAAUAAUAAUAAGCCACCGAAUAUGUCUCAACGAUCAUCUGCUGUUAAACAGAAUAAAAAACGCAAAUGGAAGGUGCUCUAUUCAUUACCAUCAACAACAGUUACACCUAAUGUUGAUGAUACAAAUCUUGAUUCAUUUGUUAUGGAUCAACACGCACAAUUAUUAGACAAACGUGAUUUAUUUAGUAAUCAGCAAUGCAUUGUCAAAGUCAAAUGA